AUGGAGAUUACGGCCAUGUUCUCCGUCACCCUAAUGAUGAUGACGAGUGAUAGUGAAGCAGAAAGAACAAAUGGAAAUGAAAGUUGCCGAACCGCAACAUACAGUGAGACUUGCCACGAGCAAAUAUAUAAUUCAAGUUCAGCGGUGAUGAUGAAGGUGGAGGGUAAGGCAACACCUGUAGGAGAGUCACUGGCAGCUCAUCAACACCUGCAGGAGAGUCACUGGCAGCCCAGCAACACCUGCAGGAGAGUCACUGGCAGCCCAGCAACACCUGCAGGAGAGUCACUGGCAGCCCAGCAACACCUGCAGGAGAGUCACUGGCAGCUCAUCAACACCUGCAGGAGAGUCACUGGCAGCUCAUCAACACCUGCAGAAGAGUCACUGGCAGCCCAGCAACACCUGCAGGAGAGUCACUGGCAGCCCAGCAACACCUGCAGGAGAGUCACUGGCAGCCCAGCAACACCUGCAGCCCAGCAACACCUGCAGGAGAGUCAUUGGCAGCCCAGCUACACCUGCAGCCCAGCAACACCUGCAGGAGAGUCACUGGCAGCCCAGCAACACCUGCAGCCCAGCAACACCUGCAGGAGAGUCACUGGCAGCCCAGCAACACCUGCAGAAGAGUCACUGGCAGCCCAGCAACACCUGCAGCCCAGCAACACCUGCAGGAGAGUCACUGGCAGCUCAUUAACACCUGCAGAAGCAAAAACUCUGCUGCUGAAAUAUUUCGAUCGUUAG
This is a messenger RNA of Procambarus clarkii (red swamp crayfish), 735 nucleotides long. RefSeq lists its product as uncharacterized. NCBI's taxonomy places the organism in Eukaryota, Metazoa, Arthropoda, Malacostraca, Decapoda, Cambaridae. The record is from RefSeq and is a predicted model, not a curated record.